Penicillium pulvis is the source of this 1365-nucleotide messenger RNA. Its product is annotated as Oxalate decarboxylase OxdC. The coding region runs from base 1 to 1365 and encodes 454 amino acids. Lineage: Eukaryota; Fungi; Ascomycota; Eurotiomycetes; Eurotiales; Aspergillaceae. The transcript is spliced from 4 exons. Gene Ontology annotation, biological process: oxalate metabolic process. The record is from RefSeq and is a predicted model, not a curated record.
AUGCAUAUACUUUCGGUUAAGUGCUUUGCGUUACUGCAGCUGCUUCCUAAUCUUGUGCUGGGUAUUCCUGCUCCCGAUUCGGCUAUUCAGAGGCUUCUACAGAUCCCUCCUGGACGUAGUCAGGAUGUCCUCGGCCUUGGCAACCCUCCCUAUACUCCAGGACAUCGUGACCCGUUUGACCAUAAAGUUGACUCGGUAGGGGAUGACCGACACCCUCUACCUUACCGUGGUGGUGAUGGAGCAUCGAUUGAGGGACCCAGGAACAUAGACCGUGAGAAGCAGAAUCCCGAUCUUGUGCGUCCUCCGAGCACGGAUCAUGGCAGCAUGUCGAAUAUGCGAUGGAGUUUUGCCGAUUCGCACGUGCGCAUUGAGGAGGGAGGAUGGACGAGGCAAACAACCAUCCGUGAACUGCCAACAAGCCGCGAGCUGGCCGGUGUGAACAUGCGCUUGGAUGAGGGCGUUUAUCGCGAGCUCCACUGGCAUACCGAGGCAGAAUGGGCGUAUGUACUUGCAGGCAAUGUCCGAGUGACCGCAUUAGAUCCGGACGGCGGUAGCUUUAUCGACGACCUUGAAGCAGGUGACCUGUGGUACUUCCCAGCAGGCUUUCCUCACUCCCUGCAAGGUCUGAGUCCCAACGGUACCGAAUUUUUGUUGAUAUUCGACGAUGGCAACUUCUCCGAAGAAUCAACAUUCAUACUGACUGACUGGCUGGCUCAUACCCCGAAAUCAGUUCUGGCCGAGAACUUCCGGGUCAAACCAGAAAAGUUCCUUUCCAUCCCGCCAUCCGAAAAGUACAUCUUCAAGGGCACGGUUCCAGACACAAUUGACCGCGAGAAACCUCCCGGCUUCCAGAAGAGCAAACUCCAGUUCACCCAUCACAUGCACGCACAAGACCCCAUCAACACAAGUGGUGGGGCUGUUCGAAUUACAGAUUCGACCAAUUUCCCGAUUUCGAAGACAGUGGCAGCUGCGCACCUAGAAAUCGCCCCAGGUGCGCUCCGUGAAAUGCACUGGCACCCCAACGCGGAUGAGUGGACGUAUUUCAAGAAAGGUCGUGCUCGCGUGACCGUUUUUGCUGCGGAGGGAAAUGCCCGCACGUUUAAUUAUAUGGCCGGUGAUGUGGGUAUUGUUCCUCGCAACAUGGGACAUUUUAUUGAAAACCUGAGCGAUGAAGAGCCGCUUGAGGUGUUGGAGAUUUUCCGUGCGGACAAGUUCCAGGACUUCUCGCUGUUCCAGUGGCUUGGGGAGACCCCACGCCGGGUGGUUGCGGAACAUAUCUUCGCUGAUAACCCUGAUGCUGCAGAGGAGUUUUUAAAGCAGAUUGAGGGAGCCGAGAAGGAUCCGAUCAAGGAUACUUUGUCGUGA